AUGAGGGCAACAAGAGAAACACAUACUACUGAAUGUGUUCCACAUACAAAUGACCUAGAGCUUGGUGUUCUAAAAACUGUACGUAGCUCAGUGCUUGGUCCCCAGAAAUUUUCAGAUACAUUUACAAUAAAUCAGUCUGUUGAAACAUCAGUCAAUAAAAACAAUCUGCCUUUAUGUGAAUCUGUACACAACGUUAGAGCUGAAGCUACAAUACAGGCUAAUAUAAAUGAUCAAACUGAUUUUAAACAAUCCAAAAAACAUGCAAAGCAGGAUACAGAUGGAGCUCAGGGAAGAAAGCAAAGGAAAAAUAAAGUUAUUCGUAAAACCAAAGAAGAAAGAUUUGUUAGCAAUGAUUACUUGGUCACGACACAGUAUGAACUUGGACGGAAAUUGGGUGAUGGAAAUUUUGCAAAUGUUUACCAGUCUCGGAAGACUGGAACUGGCAGAGAAUUUGCUAUCAAGGUCAUAGGCAAAUCGAAGCUGAAGGGAAAGGAGUACAUGGUGGAGGAUGAGAUCCGGAUCAUGAAGGACUGUCGGCACCACAAUAUCAUCAGACUGUACGAGGAGUUUGAGACUCCGUGCUGGAUCUACCUGGUCAUGGAGUUGGUCAAGGGCGGUGACUUGUUUGAUGCAAUCAGCCAGAGUGUCAAAUUUGCUGAGGUUGACUCAGCUCUGAUGAUCAAGGAUUUAUGUCAUGCACUAUUUUAUUUGCAUUCUCGAAGAAUCGUACACCGAGACAUCAAACCUGAAAACUUGCUGGUUCAUAGAAACAAAGAUGGUAGUGUGACCUUGAAACUUGCAGACUUUGGUUUGGCCAUGGAGGUGAAAGGGUUAAUUUAUGCAGUCUGUGGAACUCCGACGUAUGUGGCACCAGAGAUUCUCAGUGAAACAGGUUAUGGCCUGGAGAUUGACAUGUGGGCUGUUGGAAUCAUCACUUACAUCUUACUGUGUGGAUUCCCACCAUUUCGAUCAACAGAAAAGAACACGAACCAGUCCCAGCUGUUUGAAUCUAUCAAAGCAGGACAUUUUGAGUUCUUGUCCCCAUUCUGGGACCAUGUGUCCGCAGCCAUUGAUGUGCUCACACACGUGUGGAUUGUGAGUAAUGGACAGACAAGCAAAGUGCCCAAUCAAUGCUUGUUUGUUGACAAUUUGGAUCUGCAUCUACACCACCGUUUGGAAGAGACAGCCGAGUUGAACUACCAGACGUAUCAGAUAUUGAAAGAAAAGAGAAGACGGGAGAAGAAUUGA
Molecule: messenger RNA, 1248 nt
Organism: Candidula unifasciata
Lineage: Eukaryota; Metazoa; Mollusca; Gastropoda; Stylommatophora; Geomitridae
Source: the annotation of a GenBank genome assembly